Molecule: messenger RNA, 3252 nt
Organism: Caenorhabditis remanei
Lineage: Eukaryota; Metazoa; Nematoda; Chromadorea; Rhabditida; Rhabditidae
Exons: 19
Coding region: 1-3252 (1083 amino acids)
Biological process (GO): regulation of GTPase activity; vesicle-mediated transport
Cellular component (GO): endocytic vesicle; cytosol
Molecular function (GO): small GTPase binding; guanyl-nucleotide exchange factor activity
Source: RefSeq, a predicted model, not a curated record
AUGAGCGAAGCCAUUGAGCGGAUUCGUUCGCAGGAUGAAUACCGCCAAUUCUACGAGUUGGCAACCAAGAUUCGCAACCAGAAACUGCUUGCCGAUGCGGAGCUCAAUUCGCUCAACAGACACAAGCAAGAGGUGGCGGAUAUUGAAAUAAAGCUGCUGACCGAGGCGUGGAGGAGUUCUUAUUGGAAUUUGAAAAACCAAUCCCUGGAACCAAACAUUGCUUGUCGACUUCUGAAGGAGAUCAACGACACAGAAGCACAGCCAGCCUACAAGCAUGUCGGACACCACUUUUCCACCCUUGACCAACUCCUAACAGUGCUUUACAAGGAGCCGAGCACAGUUGCCGAGCUGCUCAACAACUUUGAUCAAAAUGAUGUUUCUUCUAACGACGCCAUCAUUCAAGUCUUCUUCCAUCUCGUCUAUUCAUGCGGUCUCUACCCCGAAGACGAAUUGAAGAUUGCUCAGGUUGUAUGCUACCUGCUCAAACUGCAGCUGCUCAAAUCGGGGACUCACAUGAGGACGAUGCUCAGGAAAGAGACGUCAAUGUCCACACGAUUUUAUAAACAUUUCGUGGAGUUGAUGCACCCGACAAUGGUUUAUUUAACCAAGGCUCUGCGGAAAGGUGUACUCGAUGUUAUUCAACUCGGGAGUUUUUGGUUGGACAUUGAUGUGAAACAGUCCACCACUCGAUUCAUCCGCGAUGGCAAACAAGACCAAAACCGUUUCCCUGAGUAUCGUGCAAUGGUGGUGUCUAAGCUGGUGUAUUUCGUGGAUACAUUCUUGGAGCAAAUCUACCUGGCUCUUCCAAUGCUCCCACCAAACCUCAAUUGGAUCAUCAGGGAAAUUUUCUGUUCUUUGUAUGAACUUGUCGACGAUAUCUCUGCAAUUGAGUUGAGCCACGCUUGUAAGGAUAUGAUUGUUUCCAAUUUGAUAUGCCCUGCCAUCAUCAGCCCCCAGAAAUGUGGAGUGGUCGAUAAUGAUGUCAGAAUUGGAAACAUUGUAAACCAUAAUUUGGUUCAAAUUGCAAUGAUCAUUCAGAUGAUCUCUCUCAGAGAGUUUGAGUCACCACCGGAAGAGUACAAGGAGUUCCUGAGUCAGUGCAGGAAUACUCACCUGAUUUCGGAGAUGAUGGAUGCGCUUUUGAUUGAGAAGUUGGCUCCAGACGUUGAGAUAACCUCCUUGAUAGCAAAUGGAUCGGCUGUAUCUGACAUGCAGACAAAGUCGAGCUUUGUUGGUUCGGUGGCGGAUGUCAACGUCUUGACCAAGAUGAUCCGCAGCACUCCGGCAUCUACUAACAACAACAUCGAACGAAUUGUUGCUAUUUGUGAAAAGCUACCGGAAACACUUGCCUCCACUAUCCAAAAAUCAAAUGUAGAAAACGCGGAAGAGUCUCCAAAGGUGUCAACACUUCGAAACAUUCAUCGAAAGAUGCAGCAGUCGUUGAAAAGAACCGGAGACUCGUUUUAUGACGCUAUGGAAGUCAAGAACGAAGAAGGAGGAGUUUUCGGGAAGGAGAACUUUGACUUGUUCUUUUUGGACUAUUCAUCAGAGAACUAUGUGGAAGCGAGUGAGAUGGAGCGUCGUAAAAAUGAAGCAAAGGAGAGAAGACGUCGGGAGGAAACGGAGCGGUUGUUGUUGGAUACCCCCACAACAAGCGAACCGGCACCCGCUGCGCCACCAGCAGCAACAAAGGAAGAUCUCAUUGACUUUUCUGCUUCCACCGUCACUGACGAUCCCAUCAGUAUCUCACCAGAGCCUGCUGCAGAUGAGAGUAAAGGUUUCGAGACGUCACCAGAAUCCACUCAAGCCACUGAAGCUGGAGGACGGUUGGCGAAGUUGAAGAGUUUGAGUGAUCGAAUGAAGAAAGGAAUCACUCAAUCCAACACACUCUCUGAUAUCCGUGGGCAUCUCCGUCGAAGCGGCUCACUCAUCAAACCAGGAAUGGCGACAAGUGCCAGUGACCAAAACUUGCCGGAUGCUACAAAUGUGCCAAGAGAUGACAUUCUUGCAAAAUACGCAUCAAUUUCCUCGAUUAAACAGGAAAAACCACCACUCACCAAGCUGAUUAGCGACAACAAGUCGUCUGCAAGAUCUGAAGUCACAGAGCCAUAUUACUCACCGGAAAAUCUGGUUUCGUGCAGAGCAUUCAAGGAUACUCUCCGCAAGAUGGUCACUGUGCUUGGCAAUGUCUCCUAUCUUCCAAGAAUUGGGUAUCGAAAUGAGACCAAGGACACUUCGGUGGGCAGAAAAGAGCUGCUGAACAAAUUUCUGGAUGGAGUUCUCGUGGAGACGGAACACCGACGAGAGUACGGACAGGCUGCACAGUUGCGUGAAGUGAAGAGAUGUAUUGAGCUUUUCGAGAAUGCUGGAGUGGAGAUCCUUAUCGAGCAUCUCAAGCUGAAUGAGAUUGAGCAGGCAGACGUUGUGAAGGUUAUGCGGGAAGAACGUGCUACGCUGAUGAGAAAAUCCAACGAUAUUGUUUCGCUGGAGCAGCGGGUUCUUUUGAACCGCCGUCUCACUGAGCAGAAUCUGGUCGAUUUCCUGAUGCGAACAUUCUUAGAAACCGGAUUUCACACCAAACACGCUGUUGCAAAGACUCCAGAAGUAGCUGCUGUUCUCAAGUUCUACGACGAGUUCAAAUAUCUUCAAGCUAACGAUGAACGUGCGGAGUUCUUGAAAAACUUACUUGCAUAUUUGAAGGACCGUCUUAUGCAAAACGUGGAUUGGAAUUACGCAACCGACACUAUGCUGGACAGAGCUAUGACCACCAUUGAGCGCUAUGUGAUGUUUGCUGUAUACGACACCGCAUUCCAUCCGAAUAAAGAAGCGGAAACACAUAGAGACAAACUACUAAAAAACACCAUAGCAAAAGUCGCGAAUGUUGUAACGCCAGUGAACGACUUCCUGAAGAUUCCAGAGCAUCUGCACGGAGAAGCUCCAUGGCCGUCUGCCCAGGCCGAGUUGUCAAUGCUGGACAUCUACGUGACUGCUCAAGACAAGUUGAACUGUGUGGUUCGUUGCUGUGAUGUCAUCAAUAAUCUUGUGGCAUUGUCUUCAAAAAAUGCGGUAGCGUCUGCUGAUGAUUUGACACCGGUGCUGGUGUUUGUUAUUAUUAAGGCUAACCCACGAGCCCUCCUGUCAAACCUCCAAUUCAUCGAAACAUUCGCUGGUGAUCGGAUUGAAUCUGGCCGUGACGCCUACUACUGGGUCAACUUCAAGUCCGCUGUUGAAUAUAUCAAAACCAUAUUGUGA